AUUCAGUGCGGACCUGCUAUACAAAGACCAACUUCCGGCAGGUUUCUGCCAGAGAAACACGAGUACCUAAUUUAAUGUAUAUAUCCAUCUUUCUGAAGCAUUAAGACUAUCUGUAACUCUUCAACAUGGACAGUGAACCGUCGUUGGAGACGGUUGGACAGGCUCUUCAUGCUUUGUACAAUAAUCCAGACGUAAGCGGCAAAGAGAAGGCCUCGGUAUGGCUUGGGGAGCUGCAAAGAUCAGUUUAUGCAUGGCAGAUAGCAGAUCAACUCUUGAGGUUACAUCAAAGUAUGGAAUCAUGCUACUUUGCUGCCCAAACAAUGAGAACAAAGAUCCAGUACGCCUUCCAUGAGCUUCCCCCAGCUUCCCACAAUUCUUUGAGAGAUUCCUUGAUAGAACAUGCUGGAAAAAUUAAUGCUGAAACACAGCCAGUUAUUGUAACUCAGUUGAGUUUGGCCUUGGCUGAUCUUGCUCUACAAAUGGCUUCCUGGAAAGAUGCUGCAUUAGACCUUAUUCAUAAAUUCGGCAGUAACCAACACCAGCUUCCAUUUUUGUUAGAGGUUCUUACUGUGUUACCAGAAGAGGUAAACAGCAGAUCAUUAAGGCUGGGUGCAAAUAGAAGAGAAGAGAUAACUAAAGAAUUACUCAAGGCAUCACCCAUGAUGCUACAAUUGUUGACAGCUGUGAUUGAAGACACAACUUGUGAUGAGAAGAACCAGAUUCGGGUUUUCCGGUGUCUCGGUAGUUGGUUCAGUCUUAAUGUUGUUCCUGAACCAGAUAUUGUGAACAGCAAACUGCUGACAGCACCUUUUCAUGCAAUGGCCAACACUAGCUGUCCCAAUAUGCUCCAUGAAGCCGCUGCUGACUGCAUCGUUUCUGCUCUGUAUUCCUGUUACAACUGUCAGGAACAGUUACAGUUGUCCCAGAAGUUGUAUCAAGGAGUGGUCACUCUCAUGGAACCCUAUCACAUGUCAGUAGCCACAGAGGAUACAGAUAAAUCUAUGAAUUACUGUAGAGUGUUCACAGAGCUGGCAGAGACAUUUUUGGAACCAAUGGUUUCCACUCCAAAUCAUGGACUUGGAGAUCUAAGUGUACUUGAACUUCUUUUAACCUGUGUUGGACAUCAUUUAUAUGAGGUUGGAGAAAUCUCAUUUAAUUUUUGGUACAGACUGUCAGAGGAAUUAUAUCAAAGAAGUGUACAAGAGAUCACGGAUGUAUUUAAACCCUAUAUACAGAGAUUAAUCGUAGCACUUUGUCGGCACUGUCAAAUUGAACCAGACCAUGAAGGGAUACCUGAUGAGAAUGAUGAUUUUGGAGAAUUUCGAUUAAGAGUUUCAGAAUUAAUCAAAGAUGUUGUAUUUAUUGUUGGAUCUUCACAAUGUUUUACUCAGAUGUUUGAGAAUAUUAAAAAUCAGACUGAGAAUACAUCAUGGGACGUGAUAGAAGCUUCCUUGUUUGUUAUGACAGCUGUGGCCAAAAAUCUCUUACCGGAUGAAAAUGACAUUGUACCACAGGUUGUAAAAGCUGUUCUGUCCAUGCCCCAUACAGCUCACCUGGCCAUAAGGUACACAAGUAUCAAACUGUUUGGAGAGCUGUGCGAAUGGGCAGAAAAACAUCCAGAAUUCCUAGAUCCCAUUCUACAAUUUCUGUUAGCUGGCCUGCAGGAAAAAACUCUGUCAACAGCAGCAGCCAAUUCAUUACAGAGCAUUUCAACAACGUGUCGAGAACAAAUGGUCAACCAUUUCCAGGGCUUGGUGCAAAUUGUGUCGGCUCUGGAAACUUUCCAGCUCUCCAAUGAUGCUGCUAUUGGUCUUCUUAAAGGAACAGCAACAAUUUUAGCACAAUUUCCACAUGAUAAGAUUGCAGAUGGUUUACGACAACUAUGUACAUUUCAAUUACUACCUCUAUCAAAAUUAAUAGCAGAACCAGUUAAUAAUCCAAAACAGGGUAGCCCUCACGAUCCCACAAAGUGGCUAGAUCGUCUUGCAGCUAUCUUCAGAUAUGUGAAUCCCAAAGUAUCAAAUGGUCAAGUUCAUCCCUGUAAACCAGUUAUACAAGAGCAGGUUUGGCCAGUUCUCUCUCAAGCUUGUGAUAAGUAUCAGGGGGAUGUCCGAAUCACCGAGAGGUGCUGUCGAUGUAUUCGGUUUGCAAUCCGGUGUUUAGGACGGCAGUCAGCAGAUCUACUUACCCCACUCGUUAGUCAGAUGGUCACAUUAUACCAGGCCCAUCAGCACUCGUGUUUCCUGUAUCUGGGCAGUAUUUUAGUGGACGAAUAUGGAAUGGAGGCUUCCUGUCAGCCUGGACUUUUACACAUGUUAGAGGCUUUCUGUGUGCCAACAUUUAAAUUAUUAGAAGAACACAAUGGUCUAAGAAACCAUCCUGACACUGUAGAUGAUCUAUUUAGACUGUGUUUAAGAUUUAUACAGCAGGCACCGGUGGCAUACAUACAAUGUGGAAUGGUAGAGCCUAUCCUUCGAUGUGCAAUAGCUGCUUGUUCACUGGACCAUAAAGAAGCCAAUGCUUCAGUGAUGAAGUAUUUAUCAGACUUCUUAACGUGUGCAACAAAGAAAGACGAGAAGGAUGAUUUUCCGUUAAGACAAAAGGCAGUUAAGACCCUUCUAAAUGACCAUGGACAAGCCUUAGUUCAUGCAUUAAUCAAUGCUUGCAUAUUUUGUUUACCAACUUUCAUGACAACAGAUUUUGGAGAAGUUAUAUUUGAAAUUAUGAAAAUAGACAGACCAAUGUUUUGUCGCUGGUUGGAGACAACGUUGAAGGCCCUGCCAACAUCCAGUAGUGGUGGUGCUGUGACAGCAACACAUAAACAACUGACUGACUUCCAUAAAGCCGUCACCAGUGCAGAGAAUUACAAGGAGGUGUCCCAAGCAUUGAGAGACUUUGCCCGACUGUAUAGAUGAGACCCUAGAUAGCUAGUCCCUCGUAUGAAGUUCAAAACUGCGACUAGUCCCCCCUCCUCAAGAGCUAGCUGUGAUCCCCUGCUUUUACUCUGUUGCCUCCUUGUGUUGUGAUCAAAUUCUACUCACCUCACAUCGUCCGAGCCAAGUUAAAAGCAACCUCAGCAGUGAGAUUACAUGCCACGUCGUAUUUAUUGUCAUAACUCAUGUCCCCACAUCCUUGUGAAUUUAGACAUUUUACUGGGUGUCCAUUCAACAUGUAGGACACCAGUGCAUUGUACUUGUGUCAUGUUUAGAAGAUCUGUGGAGCCCUUUCUGAACAAGUAAUCUGUUUUUAAGAUAAUUUGUUAUGGAACAAUUCUGUUCUGAUAUUGAUGGGCCACCAGAUUAUUUUUUAUUUGCAACAAAGUUGUGACAAUCACUGUGAAACUUAAACGUAGCUCUAAGUCAGCUAAAUCAUAGUACUCCGACAUGAAUAUUACUCUUGUUUAUUUAAAAUUAAUUGCAAAAUCAACUUCAUUAAGAGGUUGCUAAUUAAGGCCGUGUGCCUUAGGCUGACAGGGUCAUGUGACCUACAUGCGGUGAUUAUAAUUGUUUUUUUGAUUAUGAUCAGUAUUUUCCUUUCAAGUAUGCCUCUUUCUUCUGCAAUGUGUUCAUUUUGGUGCUUUUUUUUUAUUUUGAUGUUGCAAACGAAAUGUUGAAUGAGCUCUUGAUCUGUAUUAGGCAUUAUUUUUUCGGUGUCCAUGUACCUAAGUCUGGGUAGUCAUAGACUGAUGUUAUCUGUGUAUUUUUACAAAUUGUGUGUAUGCAUAAUUAUUUUUUGCAAGUACCUGUGUGUGUUAGAUGUGUUAUUAUCUAUGAAAGUUGAAAGUAGUAAUCACAGUUUAUCUGUAAAACAUACAUGUAUACAUGUACCUUUAUCUUGUAUGCUGGUAAAAAUAUCAACUGCCACACGAGUCAAGUUAAAAUUUUAUAACUAAGGUUGAAAACUUAGACACUUAAGUAUCUACAGUAACAGCUUCAGUUCUAGACAGGGGUCAAUUAUGUACCUAUAUGUACCUCCUAAGUACAUGCACUACCGAGAUGAAAGACAAUUCCCUCAACUUUACUGUUUUUUACAGCAUGAACAAAAAGGUUUAUUAAUGAAUAACAAUAUUUAAGAGAGGGAGGGUGAAGCAAUCCAUAAUCUGUUGUACUAAUGACAUUUACAGUGUAUGUACAUGUAUGUCACACCUGAAUCUUUUCUAUGAAGUGUGUUAUUUUAACAUGAGAAUAAACUGUUUGAUAUUUAGAAAUCCAAUCAGUCUUGGAACUUUUACAGAUUUGGUUUCAAGAAAGCCAUUCAAAUGCUAUAAAAUAAGUCUUGUAAAAUAAAAAGGAUACCAUAUAUUUUUUUCUAAUAGGAAUUUAAGAUUUAUGAGUUUUUUUCCCCCUAUUUUUUUUUAACUUUUAGAAAACUUAUUAUAGCAAAGUAAUAAAGCAUUUAUAGAACAGUCAAGAAAAAAAGUAUGACAUUCACUUUUUUCCCUGGUUGAGUUAAAAAUACAUGUAUUUAUCCCAUGUUUGUAUGUUUUUUCUUAGACAUAAUUCAAUAUUAUGAGAGUCUAUACUUGAAAGAAAUGAUACAAAAACAGUAUUUGUCUUGGAAAAGUAAACCCUGUCAAAUUGUGAUGACAAAUUUAAACAAAUUUACCCCAGAAAGGAGUCAUAACUUUUGAUUUUUUUAAAUUUUUAAUGGCAUUUGAAAAAAUAUGUGUGCAUUAUUUACAAAUGAAUAUUUUCAAAUUUUGCAAUAAUAUACCAUUAUGAGAAAGCUUGUGUGCUCUGGAACAUAUGCAACAAGUUGCCAUAAGCAUACAUUUAGAGGUGUGUACUUCAUUUUUUUAAAAAUUAUUUAUAAAAGAAUACUGCAUGCAUUUAAUAGUAAGUACAUUAUGCAUGGAAAAAUACACCCUGUCAAACUGUAUGACAAAUUUUAACAAAUUUACCCCAGGUAGGAGUCAUAACUUUGAUUUUUUGUUUUUGAUGGCAUUUAAAAAAAAUAUGUAUUAUUCUAAAAAUGAAAUGUCACUCAAGCUAAAAUAUGUAUUUAAGAAUGGAAUUAAUGUUUUGAGCAGUGGAGUAAGAGUAUAUAGAUAUAGAUUUUUCCAGAAUUAGAUUAGUAUGAUUUUUUUUAAAAAGAAAAACAGGAGAGUGCAGUUUUUCAGAAGUAGUUGCUUGUGCAAGACAAAUCAUUUUAUAAUAAUUACUAUUUGUUGUUUAGAUACUAAAAUUCUAAGAGUUUGAUUAACAGCCCAGAUUUUACACUUUUGAUAUUGGGUAAAAUGAUCUGAGAAAAGUAUGUCUAGUAAAAUUUAUUUUGAACAUGUAUUUCAAAAUUAAACACAAACAAGUAUUUAAGUUUUUUUUAAGUUGAACACAUUUAACACUGCUUUCACAUCAAAUGUAUUCUCUUAUCACAGAAUUUGAUUUAGUUUUUUUCCCUUUAAUUGAAAGAAACACAUCUUGUCUUCUUUAACUAGUCUAAUGUUUGUUUUGUGUUCAAUAAUGAUAAAGAAAUUAAAUUUUUUAUGCCAUAAUGUUUCAGUAUAGAAUGAACAAAAUUUUACUCUUCAUUAUAUUAUUAUAAAUUUUUUGUACCAAAAUGAGUAACACAUCAAGGUGAACACAUGUUUCUUCUUAAAAAGAUAUUGACUGUUAACAUACAACAAGUCAUAUUAAAAAUUUUUCUUUCCAUAAAUUUUUUAAUAAAUAUUCAUAACUAUUCAAGGUGCAGUAUUGUUUGCAAAUAACAACAAAAUUUAAAAUAGUAGUAGUGUGGUAUUGUUUGCCAUUUCUUGGCUUCGGUUACAUGCAUGUAGACAUUAAAAAAGGGAAAUUUAAAUAUAAAUUAUGAUUUGCAAAUUAUAACACUGAAAUAUUAAAAAGUAGUAGUGAUGUUUUGUUUGCCGUUUGUUGGCUUUAAUUAUGUGGACAUAUGGAAACUUGAAGUAUGAAUUAUGAUUUUGAUGCACUUGUUAUCAAAUAUUAAAAUGAGUAAUAUAU
This is a messenger RNA of Saccostrea echinata, 5957 nucleotides long. Its product is annotated as transportin-3-like. The transcript is spliced from 27 exons. Gene Ontology annotation, biological process: protein import into nucleus. Gene Ontology annotation, cellular component: nuclear membrane; cytoplasm. Gene Ontology annotation, molecular function: small GTPase binding. The record is from RefSeq and is a predicted model, not a curated record. Bases 126 to 2915 code for a protein of 929 amino acids. NCBI's taxonomy places the organism in Eukaryota, Metazoa, Mollusca, Bivalvia, Ostreida, Ostreidae.